This is a messenger RNA of Phialemonium atrogriseum, 1362 nucleotides long. Its product is annotated as surf-like protein. The transcript has 4 exons. Gene Ontology annotation, cellular component: membrane; mitochondrion. The coding region runs from base 63 to 1025 and encodes 320 amino acids. The record is from RefSeq and is a predicted model, not a curated record. Gene Ontology annotation, biological process: mitochondrial respiratory chain complex IV assembly. NCBI's taxonomy places the organism in Eukaryota, Fungi, Ascomycota, Sordariomycetes, Cephalothecales, Cephalothecaceae.
CAACGCCAUUAUCAAAAGCUGCAAUUGAAGGCCCGGUAUCGAGUGCCUAGGUUCAGGCAAAGAUGAAGUUAGUUGGCGAGCUUUUCAGAUCUCUUCAGAGGCAACGGACGACAAACUUCCUCCGCAGCCGGGUGUCGAAACCUUUUGCGUAUACACCUACCGUCCGGCCAUGCCGCACCAUCACAAGCUCCCCGCGGCGAAGCGUGAAGCAAGCCGCCGACGAUCCCAGCUUCUCCUCGAUCGUUGACAACCCCCCCGAACUCGUCCGCUCCGGCCGCCGCCACGGUCCCGGUCUCAUCAUCCUCGCCAUCAUCCCCCUGACGGCCUUCGUCCUCGGCAGCUGGCAAGUCCAGCGCCUAAAGUGGAAGACCGACCUGAUCGCCAAGUGCGAGGACCGACUAUCCCGACCGCCCCUGCCGCUGCCCCCGCAGAUCGACCCGUCCGCCGUCGCCGACUUCGACUACCGCCGCGUCCUCGCGACCGGCCGCUUCCGGUACGACCGGGAGAUGCUGAUCGGGCCGCGCAUGCGCGACGGCGAGGCCGGGUACAUGGUGGUGACGCCGCUGGAGCGCGACGACGGCGGGAGCACCGUGCUGGUCAACCGCGGGUGGAUCGCCAAGGACAAGGGGGACCAGCAGGCUCGGCCCGACAGCCUGCCGACGGGCGAGGUGAGGGUCGAGGGCCUGCUGAGGGAGCCGUGGAAGAAGAACAUGUUCACGCCCGACAACAGGCCCGACAAGGGCGAGUUCUACUUCCCGGAUGUGGAGCAGAUGGCGAGCCUGACGGGCAGCCAGCCUGUGUGGAUCGAGCAGACGAUGCACCCCAGUAUAUUACAGGUCUACGACUAUGUGGAUCGCGGUAUCCCGAUCGGGAGGCCAGCAGAAGUAAACCUGCGCAAUAACCAUGCGCAGUAUAUCUUCACCUGGUACGGUCUUGCUGUAGCAACAUCGAUAAUGUUCUACAUGGUGGCGAAGAAGCCGCCGACCGACGUGGCUCGGCGCGUUCGGAUGAACAAGACCUGGUAGUCUUGGUACACAGGCUGGGAACCUCGGAUAUCAACUCUCCUCGAAUCCACAUUACGCCUCAGCCCUGAUCCGCCUCUGAAGGUUUAGUCUUGCGUCCCUUCUUCAGGGGCGCUGGCGGAGGCAUGCGAAGCUGUUGUAGCAGUUCCCGGGGUAGGUGCCGUUGCGCUAGGGAAAACGGCGUUGUGGAAGAGCCGAUCUGGCGCUGUCUGGUGAAGGAGGGUGUCAGACAUGUAUUAAGUCGGAUCGAAAAGAUACCCAUAUAUGUAACAUACCUUCUCAUCAACGUGAGCAUGUCGCUCUCGUCGAUCGUCUUCCUCCCCGCAUGUUUUGCGUAAGC